Symbiodinium sp. CCMP2456 is the source of this 801-nucleotide messenger RNA. The record is from the annotation of a GenBank genome assembly. NCBI's taxonomy places the organism in Eukaryota, Dinophyceae, Suessiales, Symbiodiniaceae.
AUGGCGGCAGAGCUCCACGCCUCGGCACAGACCCAGGAGUCCAUCUUCUCUGCGAGUUACUGGAGGCAGCUCUGCCCGGAACUACAUGUCGAGGACAAGAGCUUCCAGGCCGAAGUUCUCGCACGGGAUGGUCGAUCCGUUGCGGCCGUGUCGGACUGCCGCGAGGUCCGUGCCCGCAUCCUGGAGGAGGGCUUUGCCGCGCUCUCCCCGGCCCAGCUGUCGUGGACGGCGCCUGUGGGCCGCCUUGCUCAGGGCGUGCUGCAGCUGGAGCAGCACGGCUGGCCGGCCACGUUCAUUGCGCUCUACGACGAAGCCUGGGCUAUGGCAAGGGAUGCCGGCGCAGUGAUGCGGGAAGCCACGGGCAACAGCCUGUGCAUGGACGUGGUGGGUUUCCUGGUGCGCCCUUCGCAGACGAAGGGCUUCUCUCCCCACCGCGACAGGCAGCCAGAGGACUGGACCCCAAAGGGCGUCCCGCCUGAGACGUCGGCCACUUUCAAGGCAGAUGGCAUGGCCAAGUACGUGACGCUCUGGGCCGCACUCACGGAUGCCACACCUGAGAACUCCUGUCUGCACUUCGUGCCCCGCUCUUCGGAUCCGGGCUACUCUGCGGGAGAUCCGGAUGAUGGAGACCCGAUGCUGCGAAUCUUCCAAGACAAGGCCGCCUUUCAAACCAUCCGCAGUGCUCCCGUCGCUGCCGGAGGUUGCACGUUCCACACGCACCGCACCAUCCACUGGGGCUCCAAGGGCCGCCGCACGGCGCUUCAGCACGGAGGACUUCGAGCCGCCGUACUUCUCCCCUAA